Molecule: messenger RNA, 4480 nt
Organism: Lethenteron reissneri (Far Eastern brook lamprey)
Lineage: Eukaryota; Metazoa; Chordata; Hyperoartia; Petromyzontiformes; Petromyzontidae
Product: reticulophagy regulator 3-like
Biological process (GO): reticulophagy
Source: RefSeq, a predicted model, not a curated record
CGGAGAGAGCGACAGAGAGAGGAGGGCCGAGGCGUGGACAGCAGGAGUCGGAGACCGGGAGGAGGAGGAAUAAGGAGAGCGAGCGGAGAGGGAGUAGGAAAAGUAGGAGGGAGGUCAGGAGCGGAGAGAAGCAGGAGGACGAGGAGAGCAAGGAGGAGAGCAAGGAGGAGACGAGAACAAGGGGAGGAUCGUCAUGGCGAGCGAGCAAGUGGACGCCGCGGGCCCCGCCGCCGUCUCGGCGCUGGAGGCGGCUCUGCUGGGCGCGCUGGGCCCACGCGAGCGGGCCGUGCUGUACGCGCAGGGCGUGCUGCUGUGGCACAGGCCACGCCACAGCGCCCUGCUGCUCUUCGCCCUGCACGGCCUCUUCUGGGGUAUAUCCAAGAUGACGCUCACAUUCAGGCCAUACUUUGUACUGGCGUCAUUUCUGCUGCUGCUGAUAUCUAUAGAGUCAUGGAAAUAUAGAAAGUGGCUUAAAAUACCCAGCAUCUUUGGGAGACGCAGAGAUGACUCACCAAGUGAAAGCUGGACAGUAGUUCAUCCUGAUCUGCUGAGUGUACCAGAGCUUUGCCGUCGGCUGGCUGAGACUUGGUUCUCCCUCCUUACCUACCUGCACAAUAUACUCGCUUUUAAAAGAGAAAAUCGUGGAAAGUUCUGCCUGAUAGUUUGCAUCUGCUGUGCUGUGCUGGCUGACAUUGGACGCCGUGUGCCUGGUAUUGUAGUCUGCUACCUCAUCUUACUGGCAGCCCUUCUCUGGCCAUUGGCUUCAUACUACGGCAUAGGACACAAGAUACGCCACCUGUUUGAUGGACUUCUUCACAUGCUGGACUACAGCCGACAGGCGCUAAUCGCUCAUAGAUCUGCAGGGGGAAGAAGAGAUGAUGAAAAAGGAACAUUGGAUGAAGAUGAGGUGGAAACUGACAGUGAAGAUGAAUUGGCUGCUUUUUACCCAAAGCUGGACCCUGCCACAGUGGAAGAGGCGCUGGCACUGUCUGAGUCGGAGCCAUCGGAUGACGAGGCAUCGUACCGCGAGGCCGUAGGACUGGGUCUGAUGAGGGGAGGCACGCCGCAGCUUACAGAUGGCUCCGAUGACAUGGAGCAUCACAGCCAGCACAGUGACCUGGAAGACACGUUUGCGCGUGACCUGGCCGCCUUCCCGUCAGAGCGAGGUGGUGUGGGCCUGGAUAGCGACGAUGAUGACACCUUGGGAAUUCCCAGCAUCCUGGAGACACGGCCCAGCCGUCCACGCCCUAACUCCCUACGCCAGAGCCUCCCAGCCGACAACGAAGACUUCUAUGACUCGGACACUGACGCUAUCAAUAGUGAGAUGUCCAUGAGUGGGUUGCCCUCUCCCGAUGACUUUGUGGGAGAAAGGAUGCCCGAGGACGUCUUCCUGCCUGCCGACGAUGGUUCAAGCAUGGCGGACUGUGAGGAGGAGCAGCACAGUUCAAUGUUUAUGGGUGGGAAUAGCGGGAACCUGGCGAACGAAAUUGUAAAUGCGGCCUUCACGGCUAUGGUGAGGAACACCCUGUCGGCACUUACAUCAUCCGACUCAACCUCAUCCGACUCCCGCUUGGCAACAUCUCGGAACCAGGCAGCACCGGCAGGCAGGUCUCGGCAAACCGCCGCUCUCAGAGCUGAGAAGGGAAACCGGCGGCACCACACUCGGGCAGCAGGCGCUGUGGCUGCGGAGCGCGUGCCCAUGACUGCUGCUGAUGCAGAGAGCUUUUAUGCGGACACGGACGAAGAGGCGGAGGAGAUAAAUGACGGGUUUGAGCUACUGGACCAGACGGAGCUGGAUCGCUCUGACACGGAUGGGCAGCACGGCCGGGAAGGGCGCGCCUCGGGAGGCAGUGCUCAGACUCGCGGCCAGAGCUCGGGCUUCCUCUCCAAGCUGCUUCGCAAGCGGCAUUAAAGCACUAAGUUCCCCGCGCUAGUUGACUGCUGCUCAUCAUAGUCCAGAAUAGGCUGUUUAUCUCUUAUUUUUCUCUGUUGUGACUCGCCGUAUUUUAUCAUAUGACACUAUCGGCAACUGCAACGUUAGCAGUGGAAAUGGUCACGAUCACUGGACUUGCCUUUCACUUGAAUGCAGCUUCUGAACAAAUUAAUGACAACACGUUUCUGGAUUAAUGUGCUCAAAGUAUUAACAAAAAGAUAUUGCUUAGACCUAUUGUGUAUAAUUGUGUGUAUAAUAGCAUUUUUUUCAAUUGCGAUUGGAAAAAACAUUGCACUUGGCAGUGGCUAGUAUUUUUAUUUUAAAAUAGUGGCAAUUCAUGGGUGCGUUUGACCAGUGUUCUUCAACUGGCGAUCUACGGACCACAUUGCUCUUGGAGUGGCCCAUUGAGCUAUGGCCUGCCGAGACAGAGAUACAAAUUGGUGAAAUAAUAGCUAAAUAAUAAACAAGAGAUGGAGAUGAGACCUGUAGACAAAAAAUAAGUUGAGUGAGAUGACUGCAAGAUUAACGAGAUGGAGAUGAUCGAUCUGGAGACCAGAGGUACAUAGUCAUCCCUAGUACAGUAUACAUCAGAAACGUUGUUACUGACAAAAGACAAUUUAACAAAAGCUGAAAGUACAAAAAGAAGCUUGAGAAGCAUGCUGGAAAUUAAACUGAGAAACAGAAAAAAGAACACGUGGAUUGGUGAGAAGACUGCAAGUUAAAGGCUACAUUGACUAAUAAGCAAAGUAAGUGGACUUGGGCAUAAUACGUCACAAAUAGGGGUUGAUGGCCAGUGGUUGGCCGUAACGAUGGAGUGGCAGCCAAAGGUGGAAAAACACCCCCAGCGCAUGACCACCGUAAGAAAUAGAGCGAUGAGAUCGUCUCGUGUUCAGAAUUUAAUUGGAUUGUUGCAUUACAUGACCGAGAGACGGCGAUGUCUGGGGGGUGGAAGGGUAGGCCUUCAUCUCACAAGAAGAGAACAUCAUUGCUGAUGUAUAGGUAUUAUGUCAAUGCCAAGUGACAUCGUAAUUUAUGUAUAGGUGACACUGAUAAAAUUUGCAUGUGGCCUGCCAGCACAUGCUCGUUGUUUUGUGGCUCGCUCGAAGAUAUAGUUGAAGAACGCUCCAGUAGACCAUACUUUUAUUAUAUUUGUUGUGGUGCAAUUUGCCCAUUGUGAAUAACAUUGUGUAACAGGAAGCAAAAAAGAGUGAUUAUUACAUUUAUUGUAAAACAACAGUCCCAGACAAUUUGACCAUUGCUAAUGUAUGUUCUAUGAGAAUUGCAUUAAACAUUCAAGUCACAUGUGCUUCUGUCAAUGCUUAUUUUGCCGUUAUUUGAUUUUGUUUAAAAACAAUUGCAGUCUUAUCAGAACACGAUUUUGCGUAUACUGUACACGUUUUGAUAGCCUUGCAGAAUAAUUGAGCAUUACAAUUUUUCAGCGUGGUGUAUGCAUGUCAUUCCGUGAAAUCAUAUAACCGUGUUGCGCAAUGUGGUUAAAUUCAAUGAGAUGUAAGUAUUGCUCGUGAUAAAUAUAUAUGUGUUUAAUGAUGUAACAUUACGAACAUCACAAUGUCUUGUACAAUAUGAGGACUCGUACCACACAUCCACUCGGUUCAUUGCAAACUUCAAAGGUUAACCACUGUACAUUUUAUUUGAAAUGUGUACAUAUUGCAUUGUAAAUUCAUACGUAUCCUCUACUGCAUAAUGCAUUUUCUCACACUUAUCUACUUGCUUUUUUAAAUGAGCUUUAUUUUUAAUUCGAAUUAGCAAGUUAUUUAAGCUUGUAUCUGGCACCAUGUGCUUUAUUAUUUUAAAUUCUAAGUAGAGGUAAUUUAAGCUUGUAUCUGGCACCAUGUGCGUGGCCAGGUUUACAGCAGUGCUGAUUUUAUCUAAAUUUACACAAUAGCGUCCACGACAGCAAAAACAAGGCCUGACACUGUUUUAACCACACAAUUCCCAAGAUCAAUAUUACAGUUUGGAUGGGGACACUUUUGCAUGCCCCUCGGAAUCCGUUGCAGACACAUCUAUUUUUGGUGCGGGCAUCUUGUCGUGAUCUGUAAGUGGGAUAAAAAUAUGACAUUACAACGGUUUUGCAGUGGGCGAGAUCAGUGGCCUGCAUUUGCUGAUUAUUACUGCUUUGCGAUGGUGGUUUGUGACUUGUGUGCGAGUGCUUUAUUCCGUCACCUGUGACUUGCUUUUCUCAGUUAUAUUGCCUACCCUGCACUUUAAGAAAAGCUUAAAAUGAAUUAGUCUAGUUUUAUAAGUGUCAAUGAAAAGGUAUCUCUAGUCAGCAAAAACAAACUUUGCUGUAAGUGGUGCUGGAGCAUCAUCAGACUUAUUAAACAUUGCCUUAUGGUGUAUGGGUAGCUUGAUUGCCAUUGAAGCGUUGCAUUGCUUGUUUCUGUAGCCCCCUCUUAAUUUAGUCCAUAUUUAUUUAAAAUAAAAUGUACAUAACAUUUACAGCCAGGUAAUCUUGGUUAAAAUAUAUGUAAAGCAAAAUAGCGAUGUUAAAGCAUUCAUUACAUUAAAUUGCAAUUUGCUGCUCCA